Molecule: messenger RNA, 2436 nt
Organism: Biomphalaria glabrata
Lineage: Eukaryota; Metazoa; Mollusca; Gastropoda; Planorbidae
Product: synaptic vesicle 2-related protein-like
Exons: 16
Coding region: 369-1862 (497 amino acids)
Biological process (GO): transmembrane transport
Cellular component (GO): membrane
Molecular function (GO): transmembrane transporter activity
Source: RefSeq, a predicted model, not a curated record
GGUCUUAAUACAGAGUAAAAGAUCUAGAUCUACGCCGUGGAUAUGUGUGUGUAGUUUACCCUCUUGUUAUUUAUUCUCUUUGUAACCUACUUAAUUUUACACACCUACUGCGUGUCUAUAUCAGACAUGUGUUGAUAACUUGAUGGCAUUUAAUGUACUAAAAGAUAUAGACCUUUGAACCCAACUUAUUUAUAGAAGAGUGGUUUGUUUUGGUUUGAAGGAAUAUUUUUAUUCAAAGAUUCUUCACUCGAUUUUAGGACAUUUGGAGGUACUGGCCAAAAUGGUGUCCUAUGGGUCGCAGAAUGUCAUGUCUCAUGGAAAGUUCACCAUCCUGUGAGAGCCAGUAGGAGAGAGAGAGAGAGAGGACCAUGUCUCAACGGAAUGGGCUCAGCUUGGCCCACAGUGGUCCUCACAAAAGCUACCACUCGGUAGAUUCCGAGACGAGCCUGCUUCAAGGACACGCGAAAGAAGCGUCUAGAAGCAUCAAACCCUACUCAGUGCAGACUGCUCUAGACGCUUUGGGUUUCGGAAUAUUUCAACUAAAAAUAUCAGCUCUGGCUGGACUCUGUUACAUGACCGAUGCCAUGGAGUUGAUGCUGAUGUCCAUCUUGGCGCCCAUCCUGAAGUGUAGUUUUCAGCUGACCAGCGUCCAGGAAGCAUUGCUAACCACGUCAGUAUUCGUAGGCAUGUGCAUUACUUCAAAUUUUUGGGGAAUUGUUGCGGAUAAAUAUGGACGAAAGCCGGUCCUUCUGAUGUUCGCUGCCCUAUCUGGCUACUUCGGUAUUCUAUGCUCUCUGUCUCCGAACUUCUGGUGGAUUCUGGGAUUGCGUUUUAUUGUCGGAUGUGGCCUGGGAGCGACACCGCAAUCGAUGACGUACUACUCGGAGUUCCUGCCCACCAAGUCACGUGGUACAUGCAUGAUGGCUAUAGCGGUUAUGUGGGCAGUAGGCGCUUCUCUUCAAGCGGCCCUUGCUCUGGUUGUCAUGCCAACCCUCGGAUGGCGAUGGUUGCUAGGGUUGUCCUCCAUUCCUCUGUUCUUGUUUAUUCUGACGUUUAAGGUGCUCCCAGAGAGUCCCAGGUAUUACCUCUUUCGUGGAUACCAUUCAGAAGCUGAGAAAGUUCUGGCAAAGAUUUCGAAAGAAAAUGGACGGUCUUUACCUGAAGGUAUUUUACAGAGCUCCUCAGAGCAGGAAUCUGUGGAUGGUGCUGCUUGGAAUGCUUUGUUCCGCUCUGAAUAUUUGAGAAUCACAUUGCUAGCUACCAUCAUGAGUGUCAGUGGCAACACGGCGUACUACGGUUCCUCCAUCUUGACCACAAGUCUGUUUGAGAAUGACGACAGUUGCCAUGGGUACACUGACGGUGGCGGCACAAAGGGGGGUGAAACUUGUGAAGCAUAUUGUCAGACCUUAUCCACCAGCGACUAUGUCGACUUCAUGAUUACCUCCUUCAGUGAGUUGCCAGGUGUGUUCAUCUCAAUGUUCCUAAUGAAAUGUUAUGGUAGAAAGUUCGUCCAGACGAUCAUGCACUUUUCCUUCAGUGUCGCCAUACUUCUGUGUAAUAUCUGUCUGCCCAGGGGCGGACUUGUCGCUUUGCUGUUUAUUGCUAGGGCCCUGGGCAAUGCAGCAGCUCAGGGCGGAUACUUGUACAUCGCUGAGCUCUUCCCAACGUCACUUCGAGCUAAAGGCUUGGGAUGGUGCAGCGGCGUGUCUCGGGUUGGAAUCAUUGCAGCCCCAUUUAUCGCUCAGGUUCUCAUUAAAGAAUCCGCCUACUGGUCGAUCUCUUGCUUUGGUGUGCUAGGACUUCUGGGAGGUCUGGCGGCCAUGUUGAUGCCCAUAGAAACAGCCAACAGAGAAAUGAAAUGAAGAAACACACAAAAAAAAAAAACGAAACGAAAACUUGAAUUAAAGAGACUUUUUCGUUUUCUUAUCUUAUCCUAUACAAUCCAGACGUUACUUAAAAAAAAAAGAAGAUGAUUACGUCCUACGCGUCAUGCAUUUAGUCAUGCAUAUUAAUGAGUUAAACAUGUUCUACGGAUCUGUUUUCAUUUUUUCAUAAAGACUUAACGCAGUACACAUUACAGAACAGUUGCCUGCUACUCACUUCACUUUAAAGGACUAACCCACUGCUGACACCAUGUAAUGGAAUGGAUUAAUCAAAUAAAAUAUAAGCCUUUAAGUGUCUGGAGGACCAACUGAAUUUGUGUCACCACUGUUGGUGAAGAGGCAACACUAAUACUGUUUAGAUUAUCAGUACCUGAUGGUAACAAUAACAUAUCUAUUAUACACUUUGACAUCUGCUAUAUGCUAGUAAAGGUGUUUUGUUCAUCUGUUACUCUAGUCACAAGUUCUAGUUCAAAUUUAUACCAUCCAGUAAACAACCUUACUCUAGUCACAAGUUCUAGUUCAAAUUUAUACCAUCCAGUAAACAACCCUGAGA